Molecule: messenger RNA, 1071 nt
Organism: Stereum hirsutum FP-91666 SS1
Lineage: Eukaryota; Fungi; Basidiomycota; Agaricomycetes; Russulales; Stereaceae
Exons: 1
Coding region: 1-1071 (356 amino acids)
Source: RefSeq, a predicted model, not a curated record
AUGUUGGACAUUGCCACUUACUAUUGUUACCCGACCGCAGCGACAUCGAUUCCUCACGAAAUGUAUCCUACCAAGGCUCCACGCGUUCCUCGGUCACCUAGUUUAUGCUCCUGCGGUAGUCCCGUAGGAUCUGACCGCGAUUCCUGCUUCUGCUCCGAUGCCUGCGCCCGCGCCGACGCCCUCGACACACUAACCAAUACAAGGCCCUCUCACUAUCGUAGCAACUCGAUCAAACACCGCGACAAGAUCAAUCGUAUCUUCACUGACAUGGCGGGGAACCUUAUUCAUGGAACAGGGGCUGCUCCCGCUGCCUUGAUGACGCAGACACGUAGCCCUUCGGCGUUCGCGCGGGACGCUCAGACCUCUGUAGGGACAUUGUCGCCCAGGAUGGGAGGCGAUUCGUUUGGGAUGUACGCGAGGGUGUCACCGCUAACGGAGCGACAGGCUAAGGAGCGAGAGUUGUCGAAUGCAGAUCCCGAGCCGGCGGUGGUACCCGAAUAUUCUGGCAGGUCGCUCAGAGCUCAAAACGAAGGAGACUUCGCUCGCGAGAACGAAGACAACGAUACAGCGGACUGCGCCUCCUUAUCGAAUGCUAAUCCCGGAGGGUCUACGACGCCGAUGUUCAACAGGAUUCAAGGAUCUUUCCUCCGGAUGAAACUCCAAAGCUUGAGGAAGGUAUCGACAGUCGAGAACUUGCGCUCAGUUGCUCCACCAUCUCAACUCAGGAUCGUGCCGCCUUCUCCGUUCCACGCUGAUGUAGAUAUCGACGUCCCCGAAUCGGUCGAGGAACAUGAGGAGAGGAUGCGGAUCCCCAGUCCGGGAGAGAAGGAGAAGCUUCGAGUCCCCGACCCAUCAACAUUCUCCCCCCGGUCUUCCUCCAGUCCACGAUCCCUUCGUCAUUCACGUUCAUUCUCUGGAUGGUUAGACCCUUCGCCGCUGGACUUGGAGAACGACGUUCUUCGUGCGCUUCAACAUCUUCGAGCCGAUCAACGCGACGUGGACGAAGAGCUCGACGAUGCUAUGUGUCGAAUCAGAAAUGCCUUUCACCGCGAAGAGGACGAUGACGACUAA